Triticum aestivum (bread wheat) is the source of this 1132-nucleotide messenger RNA. RefSeq names its product probable carboxylesterase 18. The coding region runs from base 32 to 1060 and encodes 342 amino acids. Gene Ontology annotation, molecular function: hydrolase activity. Lineage: Eukaryota; Viridiplantae; Streptophyta; Magnoliopsida; Poales; Poaceae. The transcript has 2 exons. The record is from RefSeq and is a predicted model, not a curated record.
GCGAGACGGAGGCGGCCAAGCCAAGAAAUUGAUGGCGGGAGCAGAGAGCGCGCGGCCGGCGCCUCCGGUGCUGCCGUGGACGGUGCGGCUCCAGGUGCUCGCGCUCGGGGCCGCCUGCGACCUCUCGCAGCGCCGCGACGGCACCGUGAACCGCUUCCUCUUUUCGUUCGCCGACCGCCAGACCCCGGCGAGACCGCGCCCGGACGCGCUCGGCGUCCGCUCCGCUGACGUCAUGGUCAACGCCGACAGAAGCCUCUGGGCGCGCGUCUUCUCCCCUUCCGCAGGUAAAGCCGAGGCGGCGCCGCUCCCCGUCCUCGUGUACUUCCACGGCGGCGGCUUCGCGCUGCUCUCCGCGGCGUCCGCGCCCGUGGACGCCAUGUGCCGCCGCUUCUGCAGCGAGCUGGGCGCCGUGGUCGUCUCCGUCAACUAUCGCCGCGCGCCCGAGCACCGUUACCCCGCGGCCUACGAUGACUGCGCGAACGUGCUCAGCUACCUUGCCACCACCGGCCUCCCUGCCGACAUCGGCAUCCCAGUCGACCUCUCCCGGUGCUUCCUCUUCGGGGACAGCGCCGGCGGCAACAUCGCCCACCACGUGGCCCACCGAUGGACCUCCUCGGCACCCGCUGCUUCUGAUAACACUGUCCGCCUCGCCGGUAUCAUCCUGCUGCAGCCGUACUUCGGCGGCGAGGAGCGCCCAAAAGCAGAGCUGAGGCUGGAGGGCGUGGGGCCGGUGGUGAACAUGCGCCGCUCGGACUGGUCAUGGAAGGCGUUCCUGCCGGAGGGGGCCGAUCGGAACCACCCGGCGGCGCACGUGACUGGCGAGGCGGGCCCGGAGCCCGAGCUACCGGAGGCGUUCCCGCCGGCGAUGGUCUCCGGUACGAUGGGAACGAGGAACGGGAACGGGGGACGAGAGUCGGAGGCUAGAAAAAAUAGGGCGGUGCAGGUGCUGGAGUUAGCGGACGCUAUCCAUGGCUUCUACAUGUUCCUGAAGCUCCCCGACGCCGGGAAGCUCGUCAACGACGUUAACAACUUCAUGGAAACCGCCACGUCCGGCCAUUAAUCCGCUGUGUAGUCGACUCAGCUCGUAUGCAGCCUCGCCCGCGAGAGCUCCAUCGUGUCUGAUGCGAGGGAA